GGAUGUGAUAGAAAGGGAGAGUUCUGGUUUGCUCUGUUCUCUCACCGCUCCAUCCGGGAACUUUCGAAUUAGCAUUGACAGCCGAAGCGCAACUUUUCCCCAGGCAAAGUGAAAUCAAGCCGCGCAGUCGGACGAAAUAUAGUCCCUCGUUUUUCAACUCGAAAAACAUCAAAAGAGAGCCAGGGUCGCCUCGUGGAUGCUAUAAAUGGACACGGCGGAUUUUUAACAGCGUUUUUGUCCGCGGAGUGACGUUUUCUUGCCGUGUUUAUGGCACUUGGCUCGCUGGCGUAAAGUGAGUGAUGAGUCCCGUUGGCAGUAAAGAAACACGAACUUGCCUCGCGCAGUGAGGAGUUCUUCUUUCGAUUGUUAUUGCCCAGCUUUUUUUUUUUUUUAUAAAAAGAAUCUUCAUUUUUCCGAAACUUCACUCAUCGAAAGUCGCAGAAAAGUGCUUCGGAAGUCGGGAGAUGGAAUUACAAGGCCUGCAAGAGGCGCUGAAAGUGGAAAUCCAGUGUCAUCAGGAUGGAGAGCGUAAGAAACCACUCGACAGGCAAACAAGAGUUACUGCCCUAGGCGAGAAACAAAAGCAGGCUCUGAGGGGCUGUCCUGUGGGGAGUGCCAAGCCCCUGUCCCUCAUCAAGCCGCCAAGUCAGAGCAUAGCCAUCUCCGUGGUGCCGGCGAAGGCUCCCGUCUCCAUGGUGACCGCACACGUUAACGGACAGAAAGCGGCGGGCUCUGAGCCGCCGCAGACGGCCCCCGCCGGCCUCCCAGCUGCAGGCGUUCUCCACUGUCCGGGAAGGAGGGCCAGCGAGCCGCCGCACUCACAGAUCCUGGGAACCCUCACAACCGUGCCCAUCAAGGUGCCUCAGGUAAGCUCCCUGCAUCGGCUGGGAGGGCAGGCGCCCGCCGUGCUACCUCAGGUUAGGCCAAAGACCCUGAUCCCCGACAGCCUUCCCCAGAGUCCUGGCCAGGAGCAGCAGGUCAGCCAGCCGACCACACUGCAGAGGGCCACCACUGUCGUGAGCCCCAAAAGCUGGGGCCCCGGCCUGCCGGCCUGCAGCAGCACCUUCAGUCCCGCGCGGCUGCCCAACGGCCAGUCCUCACCCUCGCCUUCAUCCUCGCCGCCCCCGCCCGCACCCCCCGUCGCUGCAGCCAUCGGCGGAGCCGGCGUGGCCUACGCCAUCAUCUCGGCCCCGCCCAGCGGGACCCGGGGCUCCACGUUGUCCGCGGUCAAUGAGACCAUGAAGGUGCAACCUCUGGUCUUCAGUACAGACAGCAAGGUGAUAAUAAUCCAGCCGCAGACGCCGAGCAUCUCGCAGAGCUCACCAGGCCCGCAGGCUGACAGCCCGGCCCGAGACUCUGCACCUGUGCCCGCGCCCACGCCCGUGUCCACCUGUAGCCCGGCCCUCACCCCUUCCGCCAAGAAGAAGAAGGAGGAGGACCCAGAGGUGAAGGCUAGCUGGUGGUCCCAAACUGGGUCCGGUUCUGGUUCUGGGUCGGUUCUCUCUACCAGAGCCACGAAAGCAAACCGACAGAAAACAGCCUUCAUGGUGGCCCUGGGUUUAGUUACCACAGAGCACUUGGAAGAGAUCCAGAGCAAGAGGCAGGAGAGGAAAAGACGGAGCACGGCGAACCCCGCCUACAGCGGCCUGUUCGAACCCGAGCGUAAACGACAUGCGUCAAAUUACCUGAGCAGCGCGCUCUUCCUGUCUUCUGGAGACUCUGAGGAUCUCUGCUGGAAGGAGGGCUCGGCGCGUGAUGACCGCUGUGCCGUGUGCAAAGAGGACGGGGAGCUGCAGCCCUGCCACGGCUGCCACCGCGCCUACCACCCCGAUUGCGUCCACCCGCCGCUGAGGACACCCCCCAAGGGCUCCUGGACGUGCCCCAGGUGUCAGAAGAAGGUAAUAAACAAAGAUAAUAUGUCGUGGCCCCAGAAUUUUGUCCAGUCUUAUGUAGCACACAAGAGAGCUCGAGAAGAGGAGAAGAAGAGGCUGCUGAGGAGGAGCGGCGAGCUGAAGAAAGAGCGCGCCCUGCUGGAGGAGCGCGACCAGCAGCUCAGCGAGUCGCUUGCGAGAAGCACGGAGCUGAAGAAAAGUCUGCUGGAGCGCCAGAAGGAGACCAAGGCCUCCCUGGAGCGUCUGAAGGCCUUGAUCCGGCUCAUCCAGCGGGACCACAUGAUCCAGGUGACCAUGACGGCCACCACGACCACGGAGGCGCCCCUGCUCUCGCUGCCGUGGAUCAAACCCGCCAGCGCGGGCGCGAUGCCCCCCAGCGGCUCCGGCGCGCUGCACCAGAAGAGCGUACCUCAGGCGCAGGCCAACAAGUGACCCAGGGCGCGGCCCGCCGGAGCCCACCUGCCUGCCGAACCAUAUCUCCUCCACGUCGGCCGGAGGCGUCUCCCACCCGCCACCCGCUGGGAAGAAUCGACGACACGCCGCCCUUCAUCGAAGAACAAAAACACUCAGUCGGUGUCAUUUUUCAAAAGAGUGUUGUGACAAAACGAUAUCCCGCGCGUGGUUUGCCAUGAGUAUUUUUUAAACCCAACACCUUCAGUGCUUAUGAGAUUUUUUUAACUUAUUCUUUUUAUUUAUUAAUGUUCUUGGCCUUAAUGUAUUUAUGAAUAUAAAAGCGGACGAACAUAAUGCCUGUCGCAGGUGUACGAAACGAAAUCUUCUGUGCAGCCGGUUCUGAUGAUUUUUUUUUUUUUUUUCCAACACUAAUAAUUGUUCUGAACAUAGGGUGGGAGAGUGCUAGGGACUAGUAGUAGUAGUCACUAGGAACUUGUGGGAAAAUACCGAGGUGAGUGUACGUGAGCGUUUCUGCGUAGAGACCCGUUCUUAUUCCGCAACGAACAAUGGCUGUUAUUCUGAUUCGGGGGAAACGGGCUGAGGAGGCGUUGCGUUUGUGUCCUACGUAUGUUUUUGAGCCUUCGAACAAAGCAAAGUGAACUUUUUUCAGUAUUAACAGAGGCGAAAGCGAAGAGUAUUUAACAAGAGAGAGAAUUUAGCGUUCGUAACGGAGAGCUCGGUCCUUUGGCGACGGCGCGGGGCGCUCCCUCGUUCCUUCCUUCCCGUCGUUCUCCGCCAACGGAUUGCUUUCGGACGGAAGGACGAGUUGAAAAGCCGUUCACGUCAAAGUGAACGCGCGGCGCUGCCAUCUUGCCGUGCCCCUCUUCUUCAACCGCACGGAAAAAUAUGCCAAAAAAAAGCAGCCCUUCUCUUUUUUUACUGGGAGCUCCCGUUUUUUUUCCCUCCUUGUGUUUCCAGUUCCUGCCUGCUGCCCCUUCUCAUUUUGAAGCCGAGCUCUUUUGUUUCUCGUGACUUUUUGUACGACCUGCUGAGGACCGCUCGACGGUACGAACGGACGUGCUUCGUGGAUUAAGACGUGACUCGACCUUCCAGGAAUUCUCGUAUUUCUUCUACUUUUUCAUUCUUUUUUUUUUCAAACAUUUUGUCCUCGGAGACUUUCUGGAAUUCACGGUGUGUGAGGACGCUUUGCGGACACGUGUCAGUUUUGCUAGUCUUCCCGCGCUGCCGAGCGUCUGUGCAGGAUGGAGCUGGCGUCCGGCCGGAUCCCCCCCCCCCGGCCAGCGCCUUCCCCUCCCCUCUCCAUCUGGUAGGACAGUAAAGCGUUUAAACUGGGCAGGUCUUUUUGGAAACGAACUACUGACAGCUCAUUUUUUUGGCUGUGCUGUGAAAAAAAACAAAAGUAUUGCUGCUGACCCACAAUUUUUUUGGAAGGAAAAACUGUGUGAGGACCUGUGAUUGAAUAUUAAUUUGCAGAUAUCAGGGGAAACACAAAAGGGCAGUUGAGAAGGGUGUGAGGCUCUCACACAUUCAUAUCGGUCUGUGUGACAGACAUGUCGUUUUGCGCAAAGCUCGUGUGGACUGGAAAGCCGAACGUCCAACUCAGUAGCUGCUGAGAAAGUCACUCUUCUCCCCCAAACACACACACACACAUUGCACCCUUGGCUCAGUAAAGGCGACACUUUGCGGUUUUCCAAGCCCGGGUCCCACGCUAGUUUGCUGGCAGCGCGGUCAGCCGAGGAGAUGGACGCCUCAUCCAGGAGACCCGUCCACUCCACCCAGAGGCGUUUGCAGCUCCGGCUCUGACUCCAGCACCACGAUCGGCGUGUAGAACCACAGCAAGGACACGCAAACCUACUUGAAAGGAACAGCUCUAAUGGAUAAAGUCGGUUUAGUCUUCCACGCGGGAAAGAAACGCAGUUUGCAGCUUCUUCGCGACAGGCGAACCCUUUCCUGUCGAACAAUACGAGUCACCGCAGGGGUUUGCAGGUGAGCGUCGACUGGCUGAUCCACACCGAUGAUGCAGAACGACGUCUGCUCUUAAUAACUAAUAACGUCAGCGGUCUCAUCUCCGUAAGUCCUUUUACAGCGUUACUCCAACGUGGUGUUUCUGUCCUCCAGCACAUACCUGACUGACAGUUUCCGCUUCUGUUUUUAGCGUUAAAAAGGCACCGUAGGAACCCGAGACACAGGCAGAUAUGGAAAGCAGACGCAAAAAAUGUUCCCGGCAUCCUCCGGUGCGCGUCACGCGCUCAGAAAGGUACCUCCAAGCAGCCGGCAUAUGUGGCCCCCCGAGAGGGCGACACCGCACGGGCGCGGUACGCAGCGAGGUAAAGAACCAUAUCAGCUGUCAGAGCGGCCCAGCGAACGUGCCCUUACAUGGCAGCUCCCAGAACCACACGUCCCAGAGUCCUCCCCCACCUUCAGAAAUCUCCGGAAGAAACUGUGCAGCACUAUACAGAUCUAUUUUAAUACACUUGACACUAUGUUGAACAAACUUUCUUUUUUUAAUAUAUUCUUUUAUCGAGUAACAGAGAAACAGAGAAUGAGUUUUGAAUGCGGAGGCUCUUGUUUGCCAAUUUAUGCAUUUUGAUGUGGCUCGCGAUGUGCAAUGCAUUCCCUUGGCCAUGCGGAGGCAGCAGAGAGCGGCCGGACAGUGCAUUCUGGGUGGAAAGGACCGGGGAACGUCGACAUAGUGUUUCCUCUCUAAGUGACAAGGAACUGUCCAGUGGAUAGUGUGUAUAGGAAAGUGUUUGUCUUACAUAUGCCAAUGUAGUUUUUCUUCUUUACGAUGCAUUAAAAGUUGAUUGAUGGACGUUGGUGACUGCUGACGACUUGUCUCCCUU
Messenger RNA from Scleropages formosus (Asian bonytongue), 5149 nucleotides. RefSeq names its product PHD finger protein 21B-like. The coding region runs from base 465 to 2324 and encodes 619 amino acids. Lineage: Eukaryota; Metazoa; Chordata; Actinopteri; Osteoglossiformes; Osteoglossidae. The transcript is spliced from 14 exons. The record is from RefSeq and is a predicted model, not a curated record.